AUGGCAGAGGGAAGGAGAUCGAUCCAAGACUAUAUGACACCUAAUGCCAGAGGCACUCCUGGAAGCAUAGCGACACCUAAUGUGGAGGCAAACAAUUUUGAGUUGAAACCAACACUCAUAAUCAUGGUUCAUAACUCCAUACAAUUUGAGGGCAUGCCUAACGAAAACCCCAAUAUGCAUCUGACAAAGUUCCUCCGAUUAACGGACACCAUAAAAUACAACAGAGUCUCCAACGAUGCUAUUCGACUCCACCAGUUCCCAUUCUCAGUGUCCGAAAGGGUGCAAAUCUUUUACAGUGGCCUAUCCAUCCAUAACAGGACCACGAUUGAUGACGCCGCAGGAGGAUCUCUUAUAAGGAAAGACCCAGAUGACGCAUACAGAUUGAUAGAUGAAAUGGCAUCUGCUAGCUUUCAGUGGCACACAACUGACACAUAUAACCUCAAAAGAAAGGAAGCUGCACCAGUCUAUCAAGCAGAGAGCAGUAACCCACUGGUAAGCUAA
Abrus precatorius (Indian licorice) is the source of this 501-nucleotide messenger RNA. RefSeq lists its product as uncharacterized. The record is from RefSeq and is a predicted model, not a curated record. The transcript has 2 exons. Bases 1 to 501 code for a protein of 166 amino acids. Lineage: Eukaryota; Viridiplantae; Streptophyta; Magnoliopsida; Fabales; Fabaceae.